ACCCUUCUGCACACAAGACCCGCCCACGCGCGCGCAAGCCCCGCCCCACGGUCACGAGCCCCACCCCCGGCCGUGAUUCCGGAUAAUGGCGGCCGCGACGUGGGGCGGUUCGUUUCGCUUCUCGAAUGUGAAACACGGUGUUACCGGCGGCAAGGAGCAGCAGCUGGCUCAGGGAGCGAGGAAACGGAGCGACUCCCGGCGGAGGCAGGCCGCCCUCAGCUUCCUGACGAACAUCUCCCUGGACGGACGGCGGCCGCUGGAGGUCAGCAAUGGGUACCGGCCGGAGGUGGAGCCGCUUCAGGACCAGGACCAGGACCAGGACCGGGACAGGCCCCCGGCGGCGGCGGCCAGCAGCAGGAGCGGGCCGCUCGGGCUCGGCUGUAUUAGCUGUAUCUCAGGGGUGCCGAGCGCCGCCGUCAUCACCCAGACCUCCCGGCUCGGGCCUGCCGUCGGCACCGUCUACGUGGGGCCCGCCAUCGCGUUGCCAAGGGAGCCGGCCGCCGGGCCGGGAGCAGACACUCAGGGAGAAGGAGCCGGAGCCGCCCCCGGCGCCGCUGUCUGCGCCCAGCAAGGGGUUUCCGGCCCGGGAACACCUCUCCCCAAGAGCGGCCUGGCGUCCGCACAAGCGCCCGCUCUCCUCGGACUCGACUUCCAGAAACAGAGGAGCAGAACCUCUUCAGGAUCCCCCCAUCCAAAAAAUACAAAAAAAGUUCACUUUAUCAAAAAUAUGCGGCAAUAUGACACGAGAAAUAGCAGGAUAGUUCUUAUCUGUGCUAAAAGGUCACUGUGCUCAGCUUUUUCUGUACUGCCUUAUGGAGAAUUCAACACUACUGGAGACAAUAAGAUGGAAGGACCCAGGCAACGUAACCCUUCUGGUGGCAUUUCAGCUUCAACCGACAUGCUGCUUGGGCUUGAUGGAGUUGAACUUGGUGCAGACGUAAAGUCAGUUUCAUAUGCGCAGUUCCUUUAUCCAACCAAUGCCUUUGUCAUGCCAAAAGCUCUCCCUGAGGUUCCAACUUCAAUAGCACAGGUUCGAAAUAGCAUGCAUCGGAGUUUUACACCAGGAAGACAUGGAGCUGCAGCGAUAGCAAUGGAAUUAGGUAGUGAAGCUGGAGAUUUGAUAGAAUAUGAUCCGAAUCUUCUUGAUGACCCCCAGUGGCCAUGUGGAAAACACAAACGGGUUCUAAUCUUUGCAUCAUAUAUGACCACAGUGAUUGAAUAUGUAAAACCAUCUGAUUUGAAAAAGGAUAUGAAUGAAACAUUCAAGGAGAAAUUUCCUCACAUUAAGCUGACGCUUAGUAAGAUAAGAAGUCUGAAACGUGAGAUGCGAAACCUGGCAGAAGAGUGCGCUCUGGAACCUUGUACUGUGGCUUUAUCAUUUGUUUACUUUGAGAAGCUUGUACUCCAAGGCAAAGUCAAUAAGCAAAACAGAAAGCUUUGCUCUGGUGCUUGCUUACUGCUAGCAGCCAAAAUCAGCAGUGACCUCAAGAAGCAUGAAGUGAGACAUCUGAUUGAUAAACUGGAAGAACGAUUAAGAUUGAACUCAAAAGAGCUGGUUUCGUUUGAGUUCACCACACUUGUGGCUUUGGAGUUUGGACUUUAUCUUCCUGAGAAAAAAGUGUUACCUCACUACAGGCGACUUGUUCAACAAUCCUAAAUGCAGUUACAUUCCUCCUGAAGAUGACAAGCACUUGGAAGAAGCAAGCAGUUCUUCCUAAAAUGCUGCAUUCUUGAAUUGUGAUUCUGUUAGCACAGGAAGUAUUGUACCAAAGUAACUUCUACAGUGCUAAUUAAUAAUAGUCACCGAUUUGUCCAAUUUGUUCAAAACUGAUUUUUUGAAAUUAAAGCACCUUUAUUCAAAAUUGGAUGAACCUUGUAAAGGAAUAUGUUUGGGUGAUGGCCUGUCAUAUGAACAAUGGCAAUUUAUAGUAAUAACUUAUUACCAAAAAUUCAUUAUGGGCAACAGCACUUUUGUACAUGUUGACUUGUCGUUGCUGUAAUAUUGUGUUCUAUGCUAUCUGUUCUUCCAAGAAUUGUCCUACUGUAAUUAUAAAACUGACUCUGCUGUUAGUUGCACAUAUGUCACCACUCUAUGUUAGAGAUUCAAAUGAAGCACGUUUAUAGUGCUAUGCAGUCAAUAUUUAAACUUUUUGAAUUUUCUGUUUUCACUGUGUAGUAUGUGAAAUGUAUGCAGACUUUGGUGAUAACAUGUUCCUUUCAGUCAUCACCUUUGUAGAAUGAAAAUGUCUCAAAAAAACUGUUUGGAUGUUCUAUUGUGAAAUUAUUAACCUUAUCAAUGAGGUGCUGGUUAGUAGAUGCACUUAAUGACUUUUAUUACAGCUUGUGUGUUGAAAAGUCCAUGUGCAAUUCAUCUUUUAGUUUCUUCUUUAAGCAGAGUAAUGCUAGCUUUGGCAAUUAUUUAAUAUUUAAAUAUCAAAUGUGUUGUCUUUUUUUUAAAGAGUUUAUGUUCCACUUUAAAAUGUUAUUUUCUAUCUGUUUCUUCCGAGAAACACUCUCUGGUCAAGCAGCAUGUGUCGAGUUAGGAACACUGUUUCAGAUUGGUGAUCUUUCAUGAAAGCUGUGGACUAGAAAUUUUAAAUGUGGCUUCCUACCUCUAUAGAUGCUGCCUGGCUUGCUGACUUAACGUUUUCUGCUUGUUUCAGUUAUCAGUAGUAUUGUUGCUUUUUUUCUUAAAAAAUAUACUUGCUUCACAGUGUGAAGCCACUUCAGGUAUUGAUAGUGGAACUAACAAUGAGCAAAUUGUGAUGCUCACAUAGAAUACCACUUUUUCAUGAAAUAUGGAUCAGUCAGCAAUUUCAAAAACUGUGAAAAGAGCACAAUACCAUAAGCUUCUGUUCUAUUUUCAUUGACUGUUUGUCUUUUAUAUAAAAAAAACUGUAAUAGUCCGUUCAACCAUUUAAGCCUCCUCAGCUAUUCAGUAACUUAUGGCUGAUCUGUACCUCAACUUCCUUUACCUGCCUUUACUUCAUAUCCAUAACCUUUACCUAACAAGUUCAUCCAUUUCAACUUUGAAAACAACUCAACAUCUAAUCUUUUGACAACUUCCAGCCAUCUUCCAGACUUCCACCACCUUUAUGAAUAGUUUCAUGCAAAUAGCUUGCUGUAAUUUUAAAAUGAUCCUUUGAUUUUCAAUUUAUUUUAUCAGUUAAAUGCCUUGAUUAGAUGACCGUUCAAGCUUAUAAUAAGAAACAAUUACAAAUCAAACAGUCUUGAUGGUUUAAAACCCUUUAAGUCCUAGUUCUACUCUAUUGAUAGUGUGCUGUACAUUCUCUGCAAUUCAGACAUCUUUCUUGAGAUGCAGUAUUGAAAGUCAGCACAGUAUUAGAGAUGGUAUCUAAAGAAAGGUUUGUACUAUUGAUUCAUUUUUUUAUUUCCAACUGCUUUGAGAUAAAGUCACCAUUCCAUUAAGUUUUUGAACACUUUCUGCACUAGCUUUUAGUGUACAUGAACACCCCAAUGCCUUUGCUCCUUCACAACUCUCAUAGCGCCCUCGACUGGGAGUAUUCCAUCUGCAGUAGUUUACUACUUUUGUUGAAUAUAGGCUUCCAUUUCUUCUCUUUCCCAUUUGGUCUAUUUUAAUUGUUAAUUGAAAAUGUGGAUUAUUUUGCUACAUGGGUGCUAUAAAGCAAAUGUGUUUAUAAAAUAAUAUGCUCAUUUAUUUAUUUAAAAUAUAUAAUAGAAAAAUGGAACUGGUUAUUCCUGUAAUGGUACUUGUCUUUGUUUUGUUUUAGGUAAAUGGGAAGUUUUCUGGGUAAUUCUAAAUAGUCUGUCUUUUUACUGUCUCAUUGCACAAGUGACUUUGUUUAGAAACUUAAAAGCUUCUGUAUUAUAAAGUUUAUGCAUAUUUUUAUUCAUUUUUGUAUUAGUAGAACUUAAACUUCAAGUAAAUUUUUUUGAUUUUAAUAUGAUCAGGUCUGUGGUCACUUUCUCAAUUCUAAAAGACAGGAUUUUCCGAGAGCAAAACUGAAAUAAAACCUGUCGUGGUAUUAAAUGUUAGAUUUAAUCAUCAAAGUAUUUUGUUGGUUUACAGCAACGUACCCUACCUUAUCAAUGUUUGCAGGUCUGUGCACUACUCUAUCAAAUUACUUUUUUACUUUCCCAGUCUACUGCACCAAUAUUGUCAUUAACUAACAGCCGAGUUAGCUAACUUACCAAAACAUGCUGUGCCUUCAAAAAUAAGCGCCAAUCCAUGAUAUCCUGAAGUCAUUAUUUCUAUAAUGGCUGCCAGAUUGUACUCAUUUCUGUAUUCUCAGUUCACCUGUUUACUUUUGAACGGUCUGUGCAUUCAAAAGCUAUUAGUUUUACCUUUUUAUGCUCUUUGUAAAUUCUAGUCUUGUCUGCUAAUUAACUCUUAAUUCAUACCCUCUAAUCUCGCUUGCCACAGUCUAUCGUUUCCCAUAUGAAUGGCUUUGUCCUUGAUUUUGACUCUGCAAUUUGAUUUACCACCACCUCCUGAAUUUGAUUCUCUUCUCCCCUAUUUAAUUUAAUAUCCUCUUACUUCCUUAGACAAGAGGUUGGCAAGCAUGCCAGCUCCAGCAUGGUUUUGAUA
Molecule: messenger RNA, 4570 nt
Organism: Chiloscyllium plagiosum (whitespotted bambooshark)
Lineage: Eukaryota; Metazoa; Chordata; Chondrichthyes; Orectolobiformes; Hemiscylliidae
Gene: cables2b
Product: Cdk5 and Abl enzyme substrate 2b
Biological process (GO): regulation of cell cycle
Source: RefSeq, a predicted model, not a curated record